Molecule: messenger RNA, 493 nt
Organism: Quercus lobata
Lineage: Eukaryota; Viridiplantae; Streptophyta; Magnoliopsida; Fagales; Fagaceae
Exons: 4
Coding region: 69-377 (102 amino acids)
Source: RefSeq, a predicted model, not a curated record
AGCUAUGAGAGGCUUCAGUUCAACUUUGAAGUUAACAAAGAAGACAGAAGGGUUUUUCUUGAUAUGAUAUGAAAUUUAGCACUUACGAAAUAUCUUCAGCCUACAAUUCAAAUGCUAUCAGGAAACACAAGCUCGGGAAAAUCAAAUCUUCAACUUUAUUAGUUGUGGUGCAAAAUACUAAACUGAAGGGGGAACAGCCAUCGGGCAAUGAAUAUCAAACCCUUCUUCUGUAUCUAAAGAGCCAAACUGGUUUCAAUGUCUGCUUUGACCAUACAGAAGCUGCCAAUGCAAUUGUUGCGUCCAAAGUACUCUUUACUAACAGUGACAAAGUGAGGUUUGCUGGGCUGUUUUUCUCUUUCCUUUCUCAAUUCCUCUAAUAGUAUUUGAAGAAAUCCUUGAACCAAAUUUCCCCUACCUCCGUCCAAAAAUUUCUGCCUUUGCAAAAUUGUUAAGAUGGACAUGCAAUUUAUAUUGGAGUUACACGCGCCAAAUG